This is a messenger RNA of Hippocampus zosterae (dwarf seahorse), 2498 nucleotides long. RefSeq names its product fucosyltransferase 11 (alpha (1,3) fucosyltransferase) (gene pofut4). The transcript has 5 exons. The record is from RefSeq and is a predicted model, not a curated record. Bases 190 to 1674 code for a protein of 494 amino acids. Gene Ontology annotation, cellular component: Golgi membrane. Lineage: Eukaryota; Metazoa; Chordata; Actinopteri; Syngnathiformes; Syngnathidae. Gene Ontology annotation, molecular function: alpha-(1->3)-fucosyltransferase activity.
CACGCGUAAAGGAAGAAUCCAGCUGUUGGUUGUUUUUUUUUCUACAGCUGCAUCGUUCGAUGCAACCAAAUAGCAUCCCGUUAACACUUACUCACAACAGUAUAUGGCAGUAUUUUACAUAACAUAUUAAAUUCUACAUUUGCUGACGUAAGAAAACGGAGCCUCCAUGCGCUUCCAGCGGUAACGAAAAUGGCAGAGCGGGGCAGACUGUUGUCCUGUUUAUGUUUGGGGCUAUUUUCUGUCCUGUGGUGGGUGUGGGUCUCCUUCGCGUCCUUCCCCGAUGAACCACAUGUCUAUGAUGCAGUGGACCAGGGACCUUUUAAGCCCCAGAGUGCUCUUGCAGACAUGGAGUUUGCCCCUAUGAGCUCGUACCGUGGACCUGGCAACCAAGACGAGCGCAGCAACAAGGAGCUGCCUAUUAUCUUGUGGUGGAGCGGAGGCUUAUUCCCACAUUUUCCUGGCGACACUGAACGAAUUGACUGUGCUACAUCGUCGUGCCUGGCUACUAGUAACCGCAAGGUCCAGCUGUACAAAAGAACAUCGUCCAUCAUCUUCUACGGGACGGACUUCCGGGCCUAUGAGGCACCGCUCCCUCGUCUCCGCCACCAGACGUGGGCUCUGUUCCAUGAAGAGUCCCCAAUGAACAACUACCUCCUCUCGCACGGGCCGGGUAUCAGGAUGUUUAACUACACCGCCACAUUCCGUCGGGAGUCCGAUUACCCUUUGACCCUGCAGUGGCUGCCGUCUCUGAGCUACCUGCUAGAGCCGAUAGUGGUGUCCCUGAAGGAGAAGAACCAGCUGAGGCUGAAAGGCCUGGCCCCUGUACUCUACAUGCAGUCUCACUGUGACGUACCGUCCGACAGAGACAGAUAUGUCAGAGAACUAAUGAAAUACAUCCAGGUGGAUUCCUACGGCAAAUGUCUGAACAACAGAGCUCUGCCCGCACAUCUCGAAGACACGUCCACCGCCACAGGUGAGGAGGCCUCCUUCAUGAGGUUUGUGGGGCGCUACAAGUUCCAUCUGGCACUAGAGAACGGCCGCUGUGCGGACUACAUGACCGAGAAGCUAUGGAGGCCCCUCCACCAGGGCUGCGUUCCCGUGUACCGGGGCUCCCCUGUUGUGGCGGACUGGAUGCCCAACAACCACUCUGUCAUCAUAAUCGAUGACUUCCUCUCACCUAAAGCUCUCGCCGACUUCCUCAAAUUUCUCGAUGAGAACGACAAUGAAUAUGCCAAAUAUUUGGAAUUCAAAAACAGCCGCAGCAUCACAAAUGCUCAUUUGCUGGAGGCACUGGAGGCCCGCGAAUGGGGGGUAAACGACAUGAGCAAACCCAACUACUUGAAUGGAUUUGAGUGUUACGUGUGCGAUCGGGAGAACGCGCGGCUGGCUGCGCAGCAAGCCAAUAGGAAAGCUCCGAGGACAAACCCACCUCCAAAACCAAAGAUGGCUACCAAUGCCCACAUGGGAUGCCCUCUGCCCAGCCCAGGGUAUGGAGAAGUCCAAGACCUGCCUGCAGAUGAUGAAUGGUUGCAAAUGUGGCCUCAGGACUACUGGCAGAGUCUGGACCAAGCGGAGGGCCUGGAGUCUCUGAUAAAAGCCAACGAGUCGAAUCCUGCGCUUUUGUGGAAGCACAUCCAAAGAAUCGCCGUAAGCCGAGCAAGAGGCAAACACUGACGUUGGCCUUAAACAGUCCAAGGAGGGUGGAGGACAUCCAGGAUUCCAGAUGUCCUCCACAGAAUGCAGACACACAUUUAUUUAUUUUAUUGUUGUAAAUGAGGGAAUGAAGGACGCUCCUGAUUUGCACCUGCGCCUAAAACCGCACGGGCAGUUUAUUUGAUUUUGUUGUUUUACAAGGCACAUCUUUUGACUUCAACAAUGUCAAGGUGCUGAGCAUUAACUUUCAACUAUAUACGGCAAAUUUACUCUGCAGGCGCGCAUUGUCAUUCUCAGGGGGAGACAUGUUUUCAUUGGAGUGAAGCCGAGCUCAAAGCGCGCGGGUGCGUGCGUGUGUGUGUGUGCGCGCGCGUGUGAGGUCAAUCAGGACAGUAGCCACUGGAUUUAAUGCUUAUAUUUUUCCCCUUUUUUUAAAAUAAGUAGCAUAAUAGUUUGCGCUGCCAAUGUUUUACACAACAAUGCAAGGAAAAUGCGUUACAUAGCUGAUAUUUCAUCAGUUUGCUACCUAUUGUAUGAUAUGGUGCAACAUGUGUAAUUGAGCUGAGCUUUUUUUUUUUUUCUUUUUUACAACACGCAAACAAGCACACUAUAUUUGUUAAAUUUUUAUACCAGGAUAAAUGAUUUAUUUUGUGAAUAAGCAUCACACAAGUGGACAUUUUUUUUAAUCAUUGCAGGUUUAGAAUGGUAUUUUGAAAUUCAUAUUUUAGCAAAGUAAAUAUAAAUAUUGUACCCCAUCGUGGCAGUCUUAUUGAAUUUGAUUUGCAGUUAAGCCCCAAAUGAUACACCCUCUGACCAAGUUUCAAGUAGAAAAUGUAAUAAAAAUG